This is a messenger RNA of Aplosporella prunicola CBS 121167, 807 nucleotides long. RefSeq lists its product as uncharacterized. Lineage: Eukaryota; Fungi; Ascomycota; Dothideomycetes; Botryosphaeriales; Aplosporellaceae. Bases 1 to 807 code for a protein of 268 amino acids. The transcript is spliced from 4 exons. The record is from RefSeq and is a predicted model, not a curated record.
AUGUUUGGCCUCGCCCACGUGCUCAUCAAAGACGAGUCUCAGCGCUUCGGCCUCCCGGCCUUCAACAUCCUCGGCGCCGCUGCCAACGCCCAUGGCGUGCGCCUCGUCGCCUGUACCGAUGGCAACUGGGGCCGCGCCGUCGCCCGCAUAGCCAAGUAUCUGGGCGUGCCGGCGAAGAUCUUCGUGCCUUGCAAUAUUGACGCCUCGACGCAGCGCAACAUCCAGAGUGAGGGGGCCGAUGUCCCCGUUGUGCAGGGCGACUAUGAUGAUUCCAUUCGCGCGGUCAUGCAGGAGGCUGAGAAGAGCGGUGCCCUGCUUGUCAUGGAUACGUCCUGGCCGGGCUAUGAGGAAAUCCCAGGUUGGGUAGUCGAAGGCUACACGACCAUGAUCAGUGAAACCGAUUCGCAGACCCUCCCUCUAACUGCCAACAAGCCCGCCACGCACGCCAUCGCGCCCGUCGGCGUCGGCUCCUGGGCGCAGUCAGUGACGGCGCACUGCAAGAGCAAAGCGGCAGGGGACGGGCACGGGGCCGUCAUCGCCGUCGAGCCCACCACCGCCGCAAGCCUGAAGACGAGCCUCGAGGCCGGCGCCAUCACCCCCAUCCGCACCGGCGACACCAUCAUGUGCGGCAUGAACUGCGGCACCGUGUCGACGCUGGCGUGGCCCACGCUGCGCGACGGCGUGGAUGCCAGCAUCGUCGUCGACGACGCAGAGUGCCAUGCCGCCGCGCCGCUGGGCUUGGGCCCGCAGUCUGUCGUCGUGCUGUUCUGCACCGAGGGCGCGAGGCCGUAUGACGUCCCGGCGUAG